AUGGAUAAUACCAAGUCAACGUCAAAUAAAUCUGCAUUUUCCAUAGAAAAUAUUUUAGAACAAAAAUCCGAAAGAAAAACUCCCCCCAACAAGUUUGUCCAUCACGAGUUAUCUCCUUUGAAAGUGACCACAAAGCCUUUGACCUCACCCGCCACAACGAACGCGGAAACAGUGGUGACCUCUACGAGUAGCGUGUCACAAACUCCCGAUCUCGAACAGUAUACCGCUUUCAAAAAUCUCACCUUAAAAAAUCCUGAAUCACCUUCUCCGCAUCCGGCCAUGUCUUCGCCGACGGCUGCCGUUGCAAAUCUGCACUUUGAUCAUCUUUAUGAUCCUGCCGCCUCACUCUUCUAUCAACAGGUUUUGAAUUUGCAGAAAAGUUCAGCGUUUCUUAUGCCUCAUUUUCAAGCAGCGGCCGCUGCUGCGGCUAUGGCCAAUGCAGCCGCAGCCAGUGGAGUGAGAGGUGCCAGCACGCCGUCGGUAUAUUGUGAACCGUAUGGCCAAUUUAUGGAUUGUGAAGCUUUUCCCGCCAACGCCUCAGCUGCCGCAGCACUCUAUUGCAAUGCUGCCGGUUAUCCUGGUUUCUACAUGUCCGGCUUCGGUGUCAAACGCAAGGGUGGCCAAAUCCGCUUCACUUCUCAACAAACUAAAAAUCUCGAAAAUCGUUUCAUCUCCUCCAAAUAUCUGUCACCCGAGGAACGACGUCAUCUGGCCAUACAACUGAAAUUGACAGAUCGUCAAGUGAAAACUUGGUUUCAAAAUCGCCGGGCAAAAUGGCGACGGGCGAAUCAAGCCAAACGUUCGGCCCACUAUGCGGCCACUAUGCAACAACAGCAGGCCGCUGCUGCUGCUGCCGCCUCAUCCUCAAUGCCAGCAGCUGGAAUAAAUGGUACGGGUGCGGCGAGUGUUAUAAAAUCCAAUGCAAUGGCCACGAGUAAAACGAGUCAACAGUUAUCUGAAGACGAUCGCCAAUUUCUAUCGGAAAAUGAUGAAAGUGAUUUAGACUCGGAGGAAGAAGUUUAUGUUCAAGACCGACCAAGAUCGGAGUAA
This is a messenger RNA of Stomoxys calcitrans (stable fly), 1050 nucleotides long. It is a transcript of the gene HHEX, whose product is annotated as hematopoietically-expressed homeobox protein HHEX. The coding region runs from base 1 to 1050 and encodes 349 amino acids. The transcript has 3 exons. The record is from RefSeq and is a predicted model, not a curated record. Gene Ontology annotation, molecular function: DNA-binding transcription factor activity, RNA polymerase II-specific; RNA polymerase II cis-regulatory region sequence-specific DNA binding. Gene Ontology annotation, biological process: regulation of transcription by RNA polymerase II; cell differentiation. NCBI's taxonomy places the organism in Eukaryota, Metazoa, Arthropoda, Insecta, Diptera, Muscidae.